Molecule: messenger RNA, 5477 nt
Organism: Maniola jurtina (meadow brown)
Lineage: Eukaryota; Metazoa; Arthropoda; Insecta; Lepidoptera; Nymphalidae
Product: proton channel OtopLc-like
Exons: 10
Coding region: 1486-3846 (786 amino acids)
Biological process (GO): proton transmembrane transport
Cellular component (GO): membrane
Molecular function (GO): proton channel activity
Source: RefSeq, a predicted model, not a curated record
CGUUUGUGAUUGGUUGGUGUCUCAAAAUGGUUAGCGCCCACUGGGAUUUGCGCCUCUAUCAUUUGUAUGGGACUACGUAACAGAGAAAGCGCUUUACUAACUUCUUUCCGCGGAUAGGGUAUAGAGAUUUCAUUGCAUACAAAGUUAGCCACCUUGUUAUCAUAGAUUUACUAUAGCUUAGUAAGACGUAUCCUACUGUCUAUGAUUGUUAUCAAUAGAAUAGAAUAAUAUGAUAUAAUUAUGUUCUGUCAUUAAAAGAUGAAGUACUCUUUCGGUGGAACAACUCUGCGAAAUGAUAACCGAAUUAGUAUACUUAUAUUAUUUUGUUAUAAUAUGAAUGAAGUACAUACAUAGAGAUAAUAUUCCUUGAUAUAUUCCUGAUCGAUGCUGAUGGUCUAAACUUGAUUCCAAUACUGUAGUUAAUUCUGUUGUCCACAAUCUUUAAAUAAAGCAAAUUAAUUGAAAGGUCUACCAUCUAGUGCUAUCCUUUUUCCCAGAGAGCAUUAUGAAGAGUAUAGCAAUACAUUUAGACGUCAUUUUAGUUUAGAGAUUGCGCACCAGAAUUAGCCACAAUGUUCAAAACUGUUUCUUUAUGCACUUGACAUAACAAUAAAUGUUAUUUUAAAGAUGGAUUUAAGGUGAAUUUUUCUCAUAUUAUCAAUUUCUAAGUUGGCGGCCAUCGGACUAUUCGCGAUAUAUAAUACGCAUGAAUGUAAUUAAAUUGUAUAGACGAGUAUGCGAGGAGUUGUUUUAUUAUAUUGUCAUAGAUUUAUUUCAUAAUAUAAAUAAUAUUAUUAAAGACUUUUAAAAGUAUUGUGAUAUCUUUAUAUUAUAAGUAUAAUUCUAAUUAAUUGUUUACAAUAAUAACCAUGUGGAACCAUGUUAUAAAUUUGUAGAUUAUAAACCAGAGGUGUUUUAUUUUGAUUUUGUCCCACAAAAUCCGCAUCCGGAACCGUUCGAACAAAAGAAGCUCAUAAUAAAAGUUGGGGCUUAUAUUCAUCGAAGUGGAGGAAGUAAUAGCGAUUCACAAGUUCCUCGCGGCACUCGCACCCUCCCUAGUCCCGAAUGUGAGGCCAUUCCGGAAUUCGGGAGCGUCAGAUUGAUCCCGCACCAUAGAGGGUGGGUCCCCUCCCUUCCUCGCCGCGUAAGUCCCGUUGUACAGCAAUCGCGCGCCAUCCUUUGCCGCGGGAGGGCGCCUGUGUCGCGGCGCGUACCACACGCUACUACGGCCGAUAUUGGUGUGUUUAUUUCCGUGUUCGAAACGACGUACGCGGUACCGUGUGAUGCGUGUACGGAAUAGGAAUCCUUCAAUGUGUAUGUAAACUCGGCGCUAUUUUCCAGAUAAAGCUUUAAAGAUGGGUUAGUCGUAAAUCGUACACACUAACAAAGACUGGCUAUGCCCAAAAUGGAUUACAAAGAAGUGAGGAAAUGGACUUUGUAUUAGAGACAGUGUAUCAAAUGGAGGUGGAAUAGAGAGUCGCAAAGAUGGAUGACAGUUCGCCCGAUUUGUCGCUCAAGCUGCGACGGGGCUCGAGCGAUUCCAGGGAGUCGUUUUAUAUGGACUUCGCUCAAGGCAUAGACUCCGAUAUAGAAGAGGUGACUACAAUUGAGCGGAUAAUUCCUGAGCAUCCUGGCGGGAGGGCGGAGGGCGACGCGGAUACGCUGGCUACGCCAUCCGGGCUGGAUGACAAGGAUUUGUCGCAAUGCUGCUACUCGAUACCGGCGAACAACAUGUCGGGAGGUUCCCACGUGUCCCGGGGGACGUACGUGGACUCCGAGAUAUCUGGCAGCAGUGCUCCGCCAUUGCCGAGCCCGGCAUCUCCGGGCGCCGCCUUGGUGUCUCCUGAAACCCUGAGCAGACACAGUAGUCCCCCUCCCAUACCAGCUCAUCCAACACACCAACCAGCACCGUCUUGUUCCUCGCACCGAGUCCAUUUGGAGUCACCAUUAAGGUUAUCCAGGCCUCCGUCGAUGACUCUCGGGGCAACGCUCUCUCUUCAGCCAAUGCUGUACGGUCCAGGCGGCGGAUCUGCGCAGCCGCCGCUCCCGCCUACCAGGCAUAUACGAUCUUCUGUUGCAAUACAGAACAUGCAUUUUAUCAGCGCGGGUGAUGCACUCGCAACGACGUUAUCGGCUCUGUACGGAAAGCUGUUAGUUGUGAUGGGUGUCGCAUUUCCUAUGGCCGAAGUCAUUUCCACAUACAUUCCACCAUCGUUUUAUGAGGGCUUCUAUCUAUACCUAUACAUCGGCAGCAUGGUGUUCCUGCUGUACAUGUACGCGGCCCUCCUCCGCGACAGGGCCCGCUCUGCAGCUGACACUACCGUUGUUGCCACAGAAUCAGACACCAGUACAUCCCCUUCGGAAUCAGAUUCAUGUUCGUCUCGCACGGAGCGCAGCACGACCACCGCAACGCAUAUGCCGCCACACCUGGCUGGGAAGAGGCUGUCACUUGGGUUCGCGCUCACCUCCCGAACACAUCACUAUGGUAGCUUCUAUUUGAGGAUGGGUGCUGUUGCCUUUGGCAUUGGGUCCAUGAUCUACUCGGGUCUGGAGUUCGGGCAGUACUGGGAACUGGAGAGGAACACCAACUGCCACAACGUCCUGCUUGCGUUGACGCCCGCUACGAGAAUGGCCUUCAUCUUCAUACAGAUGUAUUUCAUCUUUCUCAACAAUGAGAUGAAAGUGUACAAGCACAAGAUAGUAGCGCGGUUCGGGCUAAUGCACAUGGUUGGGACGAACCUCAGCGUGUGGUUGAACGUCCUGGUGCAGGAGACUAAGCACGAGAUCCUCACAUUCUACGACCCUGAGAACAAAACCAUUGGAAUAUCCCACAGACUUGCAUUCCAAAAGGCAUUCGCUUCCUUAUCGACAGACGUCCCGCCCUCGCACCCGGCAGCUGCACAUCUUCGCGUACCCCGCGGCCUGAAGGGACCUCACCAUAUCUUCGAAUGCCGUCGAACCAACAUAAUGGGGUCGUUAGUCCAAGAUGCUUCACCAUUCCUCUUCCCCUGUACUAUAGAAUACUCGCUAAUAUGCGCAGCCAUUCUUUAUGUGAUGUGGAAAAACAUCUCGAAGUAUCCAUCCAAAAACGUCGCAGAAGCUAUAGCCAAAGCCCGCCUCCUAGAAGGAUUGGCCUACAAGAAGUCGCCGCACUUAUACAGCGUCGAUUGCGCCAGAGCUCACAAAGGCCUAUUUUUUGGCAUUCUAGUCCUCGUUUUAACAAUUAUAUCGCUUAUACUGUUCUUCGUUUUGAUUUCGAGAAAAGAAUACGCUACUUUAGCAGUGGUGGAAGUGAAUGUUUGCGAGUUAGCACUCUACGCGAUGACCACGUUCGCGAGUUUGGCGGGAAUGGUCUGCGUACGAAAUCUCAAGUACGACGGAAACAGAAAUCUGGAGCUCGAUAACAUCCUCCUCGUUGGAGCUCAGACUGGAAUGUUUAUCUAUGGAACGUUCACAAUCAUCGGCGGACAUUUCACGAUAGAAAAGAACACGAUACUCAUAUUGAUAACGGCUCUAUCGUCGUUAGUCCAAACGACUUGCCAAACAAUGUUCAUACUGGACGCCAGCCGAAGAUCUGCAAAGACGCCGGAGCAAUUGAGGAAGAAGCCGGGCCGAGAGAUAGUCACGUUUCUCCUUGUGACUAACCUAGCUAUGUGGGCUAUCAACACGCUCGAGAAAUCUCGGGCAGAAUCGCAUCCCGUUCAGUUGCAUUUCUACGGCUUAUGGGCUUGGACUAUCAUAACGCACGUCUCGAUGCCCCUCGCGAUAUUCUACCGGUUCCAUUCUACUGUCUGUUUGUGUGAAAUAUGGAAAAGGGCGUACAAGAUGAAACCCGCUUACAUGUAGCGAAUAGCGCCAAACGUCGGCAAUGAAUCAUGUUAUUUUUGAUCUGAACUAUGAUACUUUGAAAGUAUAAUAUACUUGGGAAGUAAGACAGUGUCGUAGAUAGAUGUUAGUGCCAUAAAUUAUAUAGAUAUCUUUAUAGGAAUUUUAACCCUAUUGUAUAGCUGUAUUUAAGGACAUUUACCAGCCUGUACAUUGAGAUGUUAACACGCGAUAAACUUUCUUUGUUUCCACUUUGAGUGCUUUGCGCACUUGUGAAUAUUGCUUGUAUUUGUUCUGAAGUUGACUGCUCUAAUGUUAAGUUAUUGUAUUUAGAUAUUUUAAUGUGUUAUUUAUUUGUAGCUUUAUACGAUGCUUUAACUAUCGUAACGGAAAUAAUGUGUUGAAUAAUUAAAUACAGUAUUUUUCAAGUAGACGGGUUUGGAUUACAUUAAUUUUAGCGCUUAAUAUUUUUGAUGUUAUUUUUUUGUUCCAUUGUAUUGUUAUGAUAAGUGGAAGAGUAAACUUCUCGUGUUCAUUUUGUCAAUCCUGUUUAGAAUACUUAGAUUAGAAUUACUGUUAGGAUAGUGAUACUUUUAUAUCUUUAGAAAUUUCGCAUCCACAUUCCACAUUUUUUUGUAGAAAGCAUUGUAACUCAUUGAUAUCAUGAAUUCACGAUUUAAUAAAGAGUCUUCCAAUAGAUUAUAUUUUAUAACUACCUUCGUAUAUUUUUGUCGCAAUGUUUAUGUUAUUUUUACGCUUGUGCCCGUAUGUUAAAUAACCAUUUAGCAAUAUUGCUCUUUAUUUUCGAUACGUCAUUUUAAUAAUACAUUAAUAGUUAGUUAGAAAAUCAUUUUUUAGAGUUGAAAACAACCAGUUCAAUAAAAAUAUAAGUAGAUAUGUAUUUCAAACGGCAUGAGCAAUUUUUUAAAUCCUCAUUAUAACGGGAACAAUAAUAUCGACCUAAUAAUAUUUUUUUGAAGGGUUUUAAAUGUAGGAAAAGGAAAUACUCAUGAAGUCAGUAAUAACUCUACCGGUUAAUAGGUACGUAUAGUCUGAUCAGAUCCUAGAGAUUUUGUAGCGAUAUUUUUGCGAUAUAAUGAAUGUAGUGUCAGUAUUUUGGAUAAAUUUUAAAAAUUGUAGCAAUACCUAUUACUUACCAUGGACCCAGUAGUUAGGUAAAAUGAGACACCAAAGUUUUUAUAAUAUUAUUGGUAGUAAAUAUUUGGAGCUUAUUAUGUAAUAGAACUCUCGAAGUGAAUGGUUUUGAAACUUUUAGAAACAACAAUUUAAUAGCUGAUAGACUUAGUUAUUACGUCCAGUUUUUCUUUCAUAAUAAUAUGAAUUUGCUGUGAUAGGCGAAUCUGUUAGUCUAAAGAGUGUUGUACCUAGAUUUCUUAGUAGGAAUGUACGGAGAAUGGUUUGCAAUUUGCAUGCAUCUAUAAUGAGUAGUUCAUAUAAAGACUUGUAUUAACUAACUCUUAAAUAAAUUCACACAAACAGAAUGAAUAUGUUGGUGCAUAAGUUCGUCCGUUUUCAAUACACAUUAUAAAGCCAGCCAUAAUAAAGAAGAUUGUGAUCAUCUUUGGAUAGAUAGCAGUUUUUUACGUAUAUCUGCGUCUCCCACUCUGAUGACUACUGCCUAUUUAUUUGUU